Molecule: messenger RNA, 1224 nt
Organism: Spizellomyces punctatus DAOM BR117
Lineage: Eukaryota; Fungi; Chytridiomycota; Chytridiomycetes; Spizellomycetales; Spizellomycetaceae
Product: cytochrome b-c1 complex subunit Rieske, mitochondrial
Exons: 6
Coding region: 89-907 (272 amino acids)
Biological process (GO): mitochondrial electron transport, ubiquinol to cytochrome c
Cellular component (GO): membrane
Molecular function (GO): quinol-cytochrome-c reductase activity; 2 iron, 2 sulfur cluster binding
Source: RefSeq, a predicted model, not a curated record
GAAGAGUCAGGCAAGCAACAAAACCUUUUGCAACGGUUUUCAACGCCUGAACCUGAUUGGAUUUUUUACCUUCCAACUUUUUGAAAUCAUGGCGAGCAAGGUGGCCCCUUCCCUUUUGUCCUCUCGCUCUUGGGUCUCACGACCGGCAACGGGCAUUCCGCGUGUAUUGGGCGCCGCGUCCGCUGGAGCCCCCAAGUCAUCCGUUCCCAACGUCGCCAAGCAUGUGGCCGCAAACAUUAACGGCGCCUACCUGUCGUCAAAGACCACGUUUACAGCACCAAGCUCCAUCGCCGGCCAAAAACGCUUCUACGCUUCCCCCGUCAAGCAGGUCGACUACGACGCCGAUGUAGCCGUCCCACCUUCUGACCAGGAGGCAUACAGACUGCGAAACACCGACGAUAUCGCUCACCGGAACUUUGCCUACUUUAUGAUUGGCACGUACAGUUUCAUCGGCGCGGCCGCGGCCAAGAACAUUGUUACCGACUAUCUUGUACACUUUGCGGCGUCGGCGGAUGUGCUUGCUCUCGCCAAGGUCGAAGUCGACAUGGCAUCCAUUCCGGAAGGGAAAAAUGUUAUCAUUAAGUGGCGUGGAAAGCCGGUAUUCAUCCGUCACCGGACCGCGGAUGAAAUUGCUGAGGCCAACUCUGUGUCUUUGAGCGAACUUCGUGACCCUGAAACUGACGCGGACAGGACAAAAAAGCCAGAAUGGCUGGUAAUGUUGGGAGUAUGCACCCAUUUGGGAUGUGUUCCCAUUGGAGAAGCUGGUGAAUAUGGAGGUUGGUUCUGUCCGUGCCACGGUUCCCACUAUGAUAUCAGCGGGCGAAUCAGGAAGGGUCCUGCUCCCCUGAACCUUGAGAUUCCUGCGUACGAAUUCAAUGAGAGUGAUGGAAAGAUUGUCAUUGGUUAAGGGAAAUGGACUCAAUUUUAAGAUAAUUUAGUACAAAGACCUCUAUGGUCAGUUACACAGUGAACCAUUUGGCAUAAUACCACAGACACUUCGACGCCUCUUAUUCGGCUCUAUGUAUCAGCGCUAUACUCAUGGCAGCGGUCGCGGUUCUACAAUAUGAACCAGUGGGCUACAGCAAACUAAUAAUCUAUCUAGGGGACACUUGCAAUAGAUCGAAUUCAUUGCAGCUAGCCAACCUCUAAUAUACCAUAUCUCAUCCGGUUUUCCCCUUUGCCACCAACACAAACAACAUCCGACAUCCUAAUAUUGCUGCCGGA